This is a messenger RNA of Corythoichthys intestinalis (scribbled pipefish), 6465 nucleotides long. RefSeq names its product calcium/calmodulin-dependent protein kinase type II subunit gamma-like. The transcript is spliced from 21 exons. Gene Ontology annotation, biological process: protein phosphorylation. NCBI's taxonomy places the organism in Eukaryota, Metazoa, Chordata, Actinopteri, Syngnathiformes, Syngnathidae. Bases 118 to 1692 code for a protein of 524 amino acids. The record is from RefSeq and is a predicted model, not a curated record. Gene Ontology annotation, molecular function: calmodulin binding; ATP binding; calcium/calmodulin-dependent protein kinase activity.
AGCACAAUCCUGUGUGGUGUCCGCGUCCGUCUCUCCAGCCUUCCCACCUCCCAGCAGCCUCCCGGCAGCUUCCUGACUAUCCAGCCUGCACGAUUUCCCCCCCUUGUCCCCUCCAACAUGGCUACGGUGGUGACCUCGACCCGCUUCACGGAUGAAUACCAGCUCUACGAGGAACUCGGGAAGGGCGCCUUCUCCGUGGUAAGACGCUGCGUCAAAAAGUCCACAGGGCAGGAGUACGCAGCCAAAAUCAUCAACACCAAAAAGCUGUCGGCCAGAGAUCACCAAAAAUUGGAGCGGGAGGCAAGAAUCUGUCGCUUGCUCAAACAUCCGAACAUAGUUCGACUACAUGACAGCAUAUCAGAGGAGGGCUUCCAUUACCUUGUUUUUGAUCUGGUGACUGGCGGGGAGUUAUUUGAAGACAUCGUCGCCCGAGAGUAUUACAGCGAGGCGGACGCCAGCCACUGCAUCAAUCAAAUCUUGGAGAGUGUCAGCCACAUCCACCAGCACGACAUCGUGCAUCGAGACCUGAAGCCAGAGAAUCUACUCCUGGCCAGCAAGAUGAAGGGAGCGGCAGUCAAGCUGGCCGACUUUGGCCUGGCUAUCGAAGUGCAAGGGGACCAGCAGGCCUGGUUCGGCUUUGCGGGAACUCCAGGGUAUCUGUCUCCAGAGGUUCUUCGAAAGGACCCGUAUGGCAAACCGGUGGACAUAUGGGCAUGUGGUGUGAUCCUUUACAUCCUGCUGGUGGGCUACCCUCCUUUCUGGGACGAGGACCAGCACAAACUGUACCAGCAGAUCAAAGCUGGAGCGUACGACUUCCCAUCUCCAGAGUGGGACACGGUGACUCCUGAGGCCAAGAAUUUGAUAAAUCAGAUGUUAACCAUCAACCCCGCCAAAAGGAUCACUGCCGACCAGGCCCUCAAACAUCCUUGGGUCUGCCAACGUUCCACCGUGGCAUCCAUGAUGCACCGCCAAGAAACCGUGGAGUGUCUGCGCAAGUUCAACGCCAGAAGGAAACUGAAGGGCGCCAUCCUCACAACAAUGCUGGUGUCCAGGAACUUCUCUGUGGGACGGCAGCACACCAGUCCCGCUGCCACUACAAGCACUGCCGCCAUGGCGCAGGAAGCUUGCAAAACCUUACUGAACAAAAAGUCGGAUGGCGUGAAGAAAAGGAAGUCCAGCUCGAGUGUUUGUUUGAUGGAGACGCAGAACACUGUUGUGCACAACCCAACUGACGGUACCAAGGGUUCCACGGAGAGCUGCAACAACGCUGAAGAAGAUGAGAUGAAAGGCCGCAAACAAGAAAUCAUCAAGAUGACCGAGCAGCUGAUUGAAGCCAUCAAUAAUGGCGACUUUGAGGCAUACACAAGAAUCUGCGAUCCGGGCCUGACCUCAUUCGAGCCAGAAGCUCUGGGGAAUCUGGUGGAGGGCAUGGACUUCCACAAGUUCUACUUCGACAACUUGUUGAGUAAGAACAGCAAGCCAGUGCACACCACCAUCCUGAAUCCACACGUGCACCUGAUGGGUGACGACGCUGCGUGCAUCGCCUACAUCCGCCUCACGCAGUACAUGGACGCGCAGGGCCGUCCGCGCUCCUGCCAGUCGGAGGAGACCCGCGUGUGGCAGCGCCGCGACGCCAAGUGGCUCAACGUCCACUUCCACUGCUCGGGAGCUCCCGCCGCGCUGCUGCAGUGAACGCCACUCACGUUUGUCUUCAACUGUUGAAGCUAUUGGGUGGAGUAUGGACUCUCCUCCGUGCUUACAAGCAUCCUGGCCUGGAAAUAGAGGGUAACAACAUACAAGCUAAACGGGCACAAAUACAACCAGGACAAUUAUGUCCAAAAGAAAGAAGAAACAAAACAACAUGUUUUUAAACAAACAAACAUAAACAAUAAUUAGUUGGACUGAAGGAACAGGAGACCCGCCGACGGCCCAGUGCGGUUCCUCCAUGCGGUUGGUGCAUGUUUGUCGAGGGAGCACGGGUUCUGCGCUGCCAGCUCGCCCCUCUCCACGCCGCCCCGUCUUCUUGUCUGAUCACUCGCACGCGCGCACACACACACACGGAGAAUUCAUUAGCAGCAACAAGUUGAAUUUGGACUUUUUCUUUAGUCACAUACUUAAAGGGUCCUUUGUUUUUUAUGAUUAGGAUGAUUAUUUUCAACUCCUUUUAUUGUUUUUAUGUAUUUUAACACACAUUUCGGGAUUUUAUGUAUGAAUUGAUAUUUAUAUGCAAGACAUAUGUGUGUGCGUGUGUGGAAAGCUGUUGAAGCAUUUAUUCCAUUACUUGAGAUUCAGCGUGAGGUCAAUGUACUAGUACACUCUUUGUCUUUGCUACAUGUAGUAGAAAAAUUGGGAAAGCAGACAUUUUAUGCUAAACUUUCAAAAUUAGACAUGAACCCCCUCUCUACAUGCAAUUAGUAUAUUUUAACUUUUUUCAAAGUUCUGUCUCUCGCUCUCUGAUUUUAAACUUAAAAAUAUAAUCUAAUUAAACUAAAUUAAAAAAUUAAAAUUAAACUUAAUCUCUAAGGUUUGCAUCUAAAGUCAUUUGCACCUUUGUAUGUAGACCCAUUAAAUUGUUUUAUAUUUAUACUAGGGCUGUCAAACGAUUAAAAUUUUUUAAUUGAGUUAAUUACAGCUUAAAAAUUAAUUAAUCGUAAUUAAUCGCAAUUAAUCGCAAUUCAAACCAUCUAUAAAAUAUGCCAUAUUUUUCUGUAAAUUAUAUAUAUAUUCUGUAAAAUAAAUUGUUGGAAUGGAAAGAUAAUACACAAGAUGGAUGUAUACAUUCAACAUACGGUACAUAAGGACUGUAGUGGGCAUUUCACUCUACUGUCAUUUAAAUCUGUCUAUGCUGUCCUCACUCCGAAGCGUCUACUUUUUCCAAAGCUAGACAGCUAGUGAACGACGCCAUAAUAAUCAGACUUCUUCCUUUUUCAUCUGAUUUAUUAAUAAAAUGGCCUCAAACCAUUGUCCUCUUUAGACCAUCGUAAAACUACACAAAAAAAAGUACAACAGCAUUGCAUUAGCAACAACUUUAGCUUAGCACGCUACACAGGUUCACUAAACAUAAACAAAAAGUGUCUCAUACAAACAAUAUAACAUUUCGCUUAUUAACAUAAUAUGUACAUUAUUUACAACAACCAUACUUACGGACAAAUCUUGUCCAAGGAUCAUAUAAGCACAACAUUACAACGUAGGCGUCAGCCCGAGACGUCGUGCAGCCAUAUUGAACUGGCAAGACAACAAUAAACCAUAUCGCAAAGCGACCACAAGAGUUCGCUGUUAGACAGCACAAAAAGCCUUGCUGUAAAACUUACCAAAAGGCAGAAUACUGUCUGAGCGGGACAUGUGCGUUAAUUGCGUCAAAUAUUUUAACGUGAUUAAUUUAAAAAAUUAAUUACCGCGCGUUAACGCGAUAAUUUUGACAGCCCUAGUUUACAUAUUUAAAUGUUCAGAUUUUAAGAUUUGAAUGAGGCAAAAUAAGAUGCUUUUUCUCUCAAAUAUAUGAUACAUGUGUAUAUAAUAUACAUAUAUGGCAGAAAACACUCAGGUGACUUGAAGAGCCGCUCUGAGACCCCCAAUUUAGCCAACUUUCAAAAUUGUCCGAUAUGCACGUGUGAUACAUCAUUGGAGAGCUUAAAAUCUCAAUUUUCUGGGGGAAGAAAAAUUUUGAACAGGAGGGCAUUUAAAAAAUAAAAAUUUCAAACAGCAAAACACUAUCUGGAGGUGAGAGCACGCGAGAGCAGAAUUACAGACGCCAUGACUUUAACGAGAUAUCGCGUACUUACUUUGUUUCGAUCCAAAAACUCCAUGUCGCAUGUAUCACUGAGUGUCAAGACACAGAUGUGAAUGGCCACAGCUGGAUUUUGGGGGGAUUUUAUAUGUGAAACAUGGUCAUAUAACAAUGGUCGCGAUGCAGAAAUCACAGACAUCAAGGAGUGGUUGAGAUUUUCUUUUUCAAAUAUUUACCUUUGUAAACGUUUUUUUUCCCCAAUUUUUCUUUAUUUGGAUCGAUUAUUUAUCAUCUAACAUAUCGGAAAAAAUGUGACAGAAAAAACAAAAAACUUUAGAAUAUGAGAGUGAAUAAUUUUUCAGUCGUUUUUCAACGUCAAAGUCAAGUUUUUGUUUUUGUUUUUUUUUAACGAAAUAUUGGACAUCAGUCAAUGUUUUAAGCUAAAAAUGACAGGCAUUUUGAAUAAUAUAAUUACCUUCGUUUUAUGGCUGGGUUGAAACAGAAGCGGUUGCACGAGGUCUGUAAACGGGGGUUUUCAAGGUAAAACAGGCAAAUUAGAAAUAGUUCGGGGGCUUAAUGCGCCAUGAAUCUGCUAUGGCAACAUAGACAUAUUGUUCUAUCAAACACAACAGUUGUUUUGGCUUAAAAUACAGCAGUUUCUUUUAAAGAGGAGUGCAAGAGCAGAAAGUGCGUUUUUAGUCUCGUCUGUGUUUUCCGCCAUAUAUACUAUAUAUUUACAUAUGUCUAUAUAUGGCGGAAAACACUCAGGUGACUUGAAAUUCAACUCAGAGACCCCCAGUUUGGCCAAAUUUUAAAAUUGUCCUAUAUGCAUGUGUGAUACAGCGUUGAAAAGCUUAAAAUCUCAGCUUUCUCGGGGAAGAAACAUUUUGAUUGCAUUUAAAAAUAUAUAUACUUUAAACCCCUGAACCCUAACUCGAGGUGAAAGCAUGAGAGAGCAUAAUUACAGACACCAUGAUUUUAACGAGAUAUUAUCGCGUACUUCCCUUGUUUCGAUCCAAAAACUCUUUGUAACUUGUCUCACCGAGUGUCAAGACACAGCUGUGAAAGGGCACAACCGGACUUUUAGGGGAUUUUAUGGGUGAAACACGGUAAUAUAACAAGGGUCACAAUGCAGAAAUUGCAGACAUCAAGGAGUGGUGAAGAUGUUCUUUUUCAAACAUUUACCGUUUUAAACUUUUUCUUUUGUUUUUUUUUUCAAUUUUUCUUUGGAUCGAUUAUCUAAAAUAUCGGUGGAAAUGCGACAGUAACAAAAAAAAAAAUACAAUUAAGCGCUAGUUAUAAGGUAGAUAUCAGUGACCUGUUUACAGACACAAUUUUUUUCAUUGUGACGUAAUGUGUUUAAAAGUUUAAAAUAUUCGAGUGAAUAAUUUUAUACUUGUUUAUUUGUUUAACUGAAUAUUAAACACCAAUUAAUAAUUCUAAGCUAAAAAUUAUAGACAUUUCGAAUAAUAAAUAUUACUUACCUUCUUUUUAUGGCUGGGUUGAAAUAAAAGCAGUUGCGCGGAGUCUGUAAACGGGUGUCUCCAGGGUAAAACAGACAAAUUAAAAAUAGUUUGGGGGCUUAACGCGGCAUGAAACUGCUAUGGCAGCAUAUAGACCAAUUGCUCGAUCAAACACAACAGUUCUUUUGGCUUAAAAUACAGCAGUUGGUUUUAAAGAGGGGUGCAAGAGCAGAAACUGCUUUUUCAGCCUUGUCUGUGUUUUCUGCCAUAAAUAUAUAUAUAUAUAUAUAUAUAUAUAUAUAUAUAUAUAUAUAUACUGUAUAUAUAGUCUUUAAUUAAAAUCUUUUUAAGUAUCAAAAUAUAUUUAAAUUUCAGUAUUUACAUUUUAACGCUAACUUCAGAAAAUUUCACUCCAAGGAUUGGUUCUGAAAUGUGUUUGCCUUUGUAAGCACACCCAUCAUAAGCUUUUGCAGCAGUGGUAGUAUUAGCAGUAUAUUAUAUAUAUUAGUAUAUUGUAGUAUUAUUAGCAUAUCACUGCCGUCAAUGGCUAGCAGAUGUUUUACUGGUGAGGAAAAAGAGCAUACUAGUGCAUGGACAUAGACGGGUUUCCAUAUAUGCGCGUGUGUAAGCAUGAUUCCACGUCUCCUGGCCUAUACUGUUUCUCCGACUGUUGCUCCUCUUCCUCCCUGGUCUUAAUCGUGAUGAUGGUGAUGAUGUCGUCACCCCACGUCUCGUGUUUAUCGUCCAUCCGGGCUUGCCGUACUUGUGCGUUUUGCUUCAACGAGCAUGUUUGCGGACUGUCGGCUGAAACGCGAGGCAAAAAAAUAUAUAUAUUAAAAAAAAAAAAUACAUGGCAUGAUGGAAGGAAGGAGCUUUUCUUGCUGAAGGCAAUCAACCGGCAGGUCCUUUCUUUGUUGUAAAUGUUGUACUUGUUGUUUAGUGUUUACGAUGUUUUGAUUAAAGUCAGAACUGGGGAAAAAAAAGGGUUGAAAGUGCUGCAGCCCCUUUGCUACUGUCGCAAUCAUACCAGAGUCACAUGAGCACAUGCAAGCAAACGUCGUCCCUUUAAGAGAAAACAUAUCACAUUUUUUGCAACAUACAAUAUCAUGUUUCCAAAAUCCAUGUCAGCUCAACUCUAGGCCACCAAAAUGACAUACGGUGUAAUUAUUUUUUUUUACUCGUUUUUUGGGAUUUUUUUUUUUCAUAUUUUCUUUUUUCGACGCAGUUAUGUCACUAAAAUUGUAUUACUUUUUUUUUUUUUUUUAAUCUUUAAAU